AUGGAUUCAACAUCAACAACAUGUUCAUUAUAUCAUAUUUGCCGUUCAGUUUUGGAUAGAUUAUCAGCUGUGGAAGGAAUGGCAAAUUUUCUUGAUUGUCAAGAUACCACUACUGAUCCAUUAUCAAAAUUAACUUUUAUAUGUCGUCAGGGGUUCCCAUUAUGUACCUUAUAUAAUGCGCUAAAACCUGUUAAACCACUUAGUGUAGAAAGUGAUCCAAAUUUAAAUGCUCGUAAUUCUUGCAAAGCAAACGUAUAUCAUUUUAUUGUGGCUUGUCGUCAAGAAUUAUUAUUUCCAGAAGAAGAUAUGUUUACAAUUUCUGAUCUUUAUCAAGAUGAUACAAAUGGUUUUGUUAAAGUUGUCAAUACGAUUAACAAAGUAUUGCAGUUAUUAGAAGAUCGUGGAAUCAUCAUUGUACGUUCCUCUAACAGAAAUUCUGAUCCAAAUGCUCCUAAAAAUACAAGGGACAAAGUCGUUUUGGAAUUAUUAGAAACAGAACGUAAAUACGUUCAAGAUAUGGAAAUUCUUCAGAAUUAUAUGCGUGAAUUACAAAUUCAAAAAAUUGUUUCACCUGAUACAAUUCAUUACUUGUUUGGUAAUUUAAAUGCCCUGGUUGAUUUCCAACGUCGAUUUUUGAUUCAACUUGAAGAAUUGGCUGAAAAAUCACCUGAAGAACAACGUAUUGGCUUAUUAUUUAUUCAAAUGGAAGAUUCAUUUUCUGUCUAUGAACCUUAUUGUGCAAAUUAUUAUUCUGCUCAAGAUUUAGUUGUACAGGAAACUCCUCGUUUACAAAAACUGGCCGAUAUUUUAAACCCGACUUAUCAAUUACCUUCCAUGUUAAUUAAGCCCGUUCAACGUAUUUGUAAAUAUCCUCUUUUGUUACAGGAACUUGUUAAAAGUACUGAUAAAUCCUGGCCUUAUUAUCAUGAAACUUUACAAAGUGUUGAAGCUAUCAAGAGGGUCACUGAAAAAGUAAAUGAAACCCAACGUCAACAUGAAAAUAGCCAAGCUGUAGAAGAACUUAAAAAACGUCUUGAUGAUUGGAAACAAAUAACCAUUGAUGGUUAUGGUAAUCUCAUGCUGCAAGAUAAACUCUUUGUUUCUACUCAUUCUACUGAUAAUAAUGAACGUGAAUUGCAUGUCUUCCUUUUCGAAAAGGCUCUUUUACUCUGUAAAGAGUCAAAAGGGAAUAAUCUUUUACCUAAAACGAAUUCAUUAUCUAUCAAUAAAAAGAAGCGACGUGGUAGUCUUGUGCCUAAAAUCAUCGUACAAACGUCUUGUAUAACAGAUAUGAAGAGUCGUAGUAAAAAUCUUAUUUGGUCUCUUCAAAUGGAUUUGAAAGGCAAUGAGCUUGAACAAAUGUAUUUCAAAUUUAGAAAUGAAGAACAAUUAAAGCUUUGGUCCUCUACUUUAACGAAAGCUAUAAAGAAGGCUAUUUCUGAUAGGAUACCGUCUCAAGAGAUUGCCUCUACUCAAUUAACGUCUCAAUAUACUGACUAUGAUGAAGAUGAUGAUGAUGAGAACGAAACUGACUUCAUUGAUGAUGAAGAUGAAGAAGAAGAUUACAUUCAACAAAGAUCUCGUAGUAGCUCAAUGCAUUAUUAUCAACAACAAACAAACCUCACUCGUAGUUCUACUCAAGAUUUUAAAUAUACAAAUACAACGGGUCGACCUUAUCAAAAUAUACCUGGUAUGAAUCUUUCUCCUUUACCUCGAUCUAACUCAAGUUUAACCACACAUAGUAGUAGUAGUAAUAGUAGCACUACUACUACUACCACCACUACUACUACUAUCACCACUUCCCCUGUUAAAAUGAAUUAUCCUUAUUAUCCUGCUUCACCACCUCCCUCCCAUCCUUCAUCUCCCACUAGUUCUUCUCGUGUUUCAAGUACAAGCACAAGUUCAUCCACUUGGCAUCGUCUGGAUAAUCACACUUUACCAGAUAUGACAACCCACUUACUAACAGGUGAAGAUAUACAUCAACAUCUUAUUCAAAAACAGCAGCAAUAUUCCCUUUUGGCUACUGGUCGUUCGCAAUCUCAAUCAGCUGCUAUCGAAAGGUCUUCGAUUUAUGUAAAUCAAAAUAGACAUCGUUCUCAAAGUAGCCCCAGCAUCACAAAGAACUUUCAAUAUAAUGUACCUAUAUUGACUUCUGCAUCCACUACUACUACUAUUAAAAAUAGUAAUGAAUCUAUACCUCAGUUACCUACUCGUACUGCUACAAAGCCUACUCCACUCAAUUUAUCACAUUCAUAUUCCUCUUCUCAACCGAUAGCAUCAUCAGAACCCAUAGUCCGUAAUAUGGCAUCUCCUUCUUAUCUAACUGAUCUUGCUCCACCUUCACCUGGCACUGUAAAAGUCAAACUUAACUUUAAUGACGGUAUCUAUGUAAUUGUAACAAAUUAUGAAGUUACCUUCUUUGAAUUAAUGGAGAAGGUAGACAAAAAGAUUCGUUUGAUUGCCAAUCUUAAACAAAAAGACAUAUUAAGACUGAAAUAUCAAGAUGAAGAUGGUGACUUUAUUACUAUCAAUUCAGAUGAUGAUGUUCAAAUGGCCUUUGAAAGUCGUGGUAUUCAUAAUACUGUCAACCUAUUUAUAACCUUUUAA
Cokeromyces recurvatus is the source of this 2607-nucleotide messenger RNA. RefSeq lists its product as uncharacterized. Bases 1 to 2607 code for a protein of 868 amino acids. Gene Ontology annotation, cellular component: cytoplasm; division septum; nucleus. NCBI's taxonomy places the organism in Eukaryota, Fungi, Mucoromycota, Mucoromycetes, Mucorales, Mucoraceae. Gene Ontology annotation, biological process: intracellular signal transduction; septin ring organization; establishment of cell polarity. The transcript is spliced from 3 exons. Gene Ontology annotation, molecular function: guanyl-nucleotide exchange factor activity; protein binding. The record is from RefSeq and is a predicted model, not a curated record.